AUGUUUUCUUUGUAUUGCAUCUUUCUUUGGCUUAUCAUAAGGACAGGAAUCAAAGGAGGCUCUGAUCUGUCAGGCUGUCCUACAAAUAACUCCUGGAGAUAUCGUGCAAGGAGUGGAGAGAAGUUUUUCUUAUUCUGUGAUGUUCCUAGGCGAGAUCUAAUUUCAAAGAAACGCAUUUGUGGUAAAACUUCGUGCCCAGAUAUCAGCUGUUCCUCUGAGGUUCAGUGGUACAAACAACCUCAAAAUGGAUCACAACCAUAUGCUAUUCUGAAUGAGCACUCUCAUAUCACAUGGGAAAAUAAUUUACUUCAGUUUUCGCCAGUUGGGAUCAAUGAUACCGGGUCUUAUAUUUGUACUUUCAAGUAUAAACCAAAGUUUGAGGUGGAAUCCAGGCAAUCCAGGGGAACAACCUGUUUUCUUAAUAUCACCUUAGAAGUUCAGCCAAAAGAAAAGACUCUCUGUUUGAACUCUGUAAAAAAUGAGCUGUUCCUUCUCAUUGGUAGCACUGAUACAGUUCCUUGUCCUGGGGCAAACUGUGAGGGAGAUUUACAGAGGGAAGUGACAUGGUAUAAGAAUGGAACACUACGUCCUCAAUGGACAAAGACUCAGAUAGACUUUGAAGAAAUUUACUAUCGAGAUCGUGGUGUGUAUGUAUGUGAUUAUAACCAGUCUAUUAACUCGACAUGGUGGAUAGUCAGAGCAGUUGUUGAUGUGAUAACUAUUGUGGAAAAUACUUCAUCCAAGCCACACAUUCUUUAUCCAAUGAUUGACAAUCUCAUAUUGGAAGUAGAACUUGGAAAGCCAUUGACUCUUGAUUGCAAAGCACGCUUUGGCUUUGAAAGACAUUUCCACCCUGUGAUAAAAUGGUAUGUUGAUGAUCCUGGGCUUAGCAGGAAAGAACUAAGAGAAGGAAACAAAAGUACUGACAAUGACGUGGAGUGGAAAACUAUACACUACAUUGCUCACUUGAAGGAAGUAACUAAAAAAGAUCUACGAAGGAAUUUUAUAUGUUUUGCUCAGAAUUCUUUGGGGAAUAUUACACGAACGAUCAAGCUGAAACAGAAAAAAGGAGUGCUUUUCACAUAUAUACUAUUUGGCACCACUAUAACAGUGGUGACAAUCCUGAUGACAAGUGCAUUGAUUUAUCGUUACUGGAUUGAAAUAGUCCUUCUAUACCGAACUUACCAAGCAAAGGAUGAAACUCUAGGAGAUAAAAAAGAAUUUGAUGCCUUUGUGUCCUAUGCUAAAGAUUCCUUUGAUAAUCUGGACUCUUCAUCUCUGAAUGAGGAAAGCUUUGCAUUGGAUUUACUCCCUAAAGUGUUGGAAAACAAAUAUGGAUACACCUUGUGUUUGUUCGAAAGGGAUGUGAUCCCAGGAGGAGCUUACACAGAAGAUAUCGUGAAAAUCGUCAAACAGAGUCGGAGAGUCAUCUGUGUCCUUAGCUCUAGCUAUGUGAACAGCCCCAGUGUCUUUGAACUGCAAGCCGCAGUCAAUCUUGCCUUAGAAGACCAAACAUUGAAACUCAUUUUAAUUAAAUUCUCUCCCUUCAAAGAGCCAGAUUCUUUACCUCACCAAGUGAAGAAAGCCCUUAGUGUCCUCCCCACGAUCACCUGGAAAAAUUCAAAAUCAGCUCCUCCAAAUUCCAGAUUCUGGAGCCGCAUCCGUUACCACAUGCCUGUGAAAAACCACUGGAAAUUAGGAAGUGCAGUCUUCAAUUUUUUUCCAAGAAUUUUCUCAUAGAAAAGAAAGAAAGAAAGAAAGAAAGAAAGAAAGAAAGAAAGAAA
Messenger RNA from Gracilinanus agilis (Agile Gracile Mouse Opossum), 1784 nucleotides. RefSeq names its product interleukin 18 receptor accessory protein (gene IL18RAP). Gene Ontology annotation, molecular function: interleukin-18 receptor activity. The record is from RefSeq and is a predicted model, not a curated record. Gene Ontology annotation, biological process: interleukin-18-mediated signaling pathway. The transcript has 10 exons. Lineage: Eukaryota; Metazoa; Chordata; Mammalia; Didelphimorphia; Didelphidae. Bases 1 to 1740 code for a protein of 579 amino acids.